AUGAACGCAGCUCAAAAGUUAAAAUCCAAACUUUCAAAAGCAACACAAAAGACAACAAAAGCACCAUCAACUUCGGAUUCCAAGGUUGAAAAGAAGAGUACCAAAACCACCAAAAAAUCAAAAGAUUCUAAAAAGGAUGAAUCAUCAUCAUCGGUAGCUAUUGGAAAAAAUAUUGUGGAUAACAACACAUCGGAAAGUCCGAUCCAUGAGGUCAUGCUCGAAAUUUGUACAGGCUCCUAUGACUCUCGAUUUGUUGGUUUUUGUUUCAGAUAUUUCACCAGUAAUGAUCCCAAUUUUGAAACAGUUCUUGAUUUGCCAAAAGCAGAAUUACUCAAAUUUUCGGAACAACAAAAACUCGAAGAACAACCAAUUAUUACGACUUCAUUUGCUACGAAACCACAUUCUGGAAGUAUUAAUCAACUUUUAUCAACAAGGAAAUAUGUAAUUACCGCUGGAUAUGAUGAACUAGCACUCGUCUAUGAUUUGGUAACAAGAAGAGAGUUAAGAUCAAUACCUCUGCAACAAGGAAACAUUCUUGAUGUUGGUUCAUUGAAGGAUCAAUAUACAGUUUUUGCUACAGCUAAUGGAAUUAUAAGUUUACAUGCUGGAGCUAAAUAUUCUUUCACACCUGUUUGGGAAAAGGUGGCUCACAAAGGACCUGUAGCCAGCGUAGCAAUUCAUCCUUCAGGAAGAUUAUUGUUCUCUGUCGGUCAAAACGAUAACAAAUUGAGAGUUUGGGACAUGAUUAAGGGAAGUUUGGCGUAUACGGUCAAUUUGGGUAAACACAGUGCCGAGAGGAUUAGAUUUUCUCCCAAUGGAACUCAUUUCUUCAUUCACUACAGGACCGAAGUGAUCGUUUAUGACACUGAAUCACUUGAUGUCAUUUAUACUCUUGCUCACGACCAAAAUGUUACAUCAGCCAUUCACAUCAAUGACGACUACAUCGCCACAGGAGCUCAAGAUGGUAAAAUCACUGUAUGGGAUUUAGAAGAGGGGCAGUGUCUUCAAGCAUUGGAAUUGCAUGAAAGUAGAAUCAAAGCAUUGGAUGUGAAAGAGGUGAAUGUUGGUGAAUUUUGUCUUGUGGCUGCCUCAUCGGAUGGUGGCUUGUCCUUAUGGCGACUCUAUUUACUGAAUGAUGAAAUCCCACCUGCACUAUUGUUCUAUGAAGUGUUUAACGUAAGACUAACGAGUGCUUGUUUAUGGGUUCACUACAGUACUGAGCAUGCAGCAUUCAUGAAGAAUCGAAGAGCAUUACUUCAAGCCAAGCUUGGAAUUGAGUCCACACAAGAGGAAGAGGAGGAAGAAAUUGAAGAUGAAGAGGAAUCUUAUGAAAUGGAGGACGAUGACGAAAUUGAUGAGGGUGAAGAAGAAGAGGACGGUGACGAUUCCAUGCAAGAUGAUGAUGACGAAAUUUAA
Messenger RNA from Naegleria fowleri, 1416 nucleotides. RefSeq lists its product as uncharacterized. NCBI's taxonomy places the organism in Eukaryota, Heterolobosea, Eutetramitea, Acrasida, Naegleriidae. Bases 1 to 1416 code for a protein of 471 amino acids. The record is from RefSeq and is a predicted model, not a curated record. Gene Ontology annotation, molecular function: protein binding. The transcript has a single exon.